UGUCCCGGCCCCAGAAACCAUCGACAUGAGUGGCAGCGUGGGCGGCGCGACGAUGGCGUUGGGAGACGUGGACGUCGCAACGUUGGAUGCGUGGUGCGAGAAGCUUCUCACAUGCCAACCACUCAGUGAGCCCGAGGUCGUGCGGCUGUGCGCCCGCGCGAAGGAAGUGCUGCGGAACGAGUCCAACGUCCAGCCGGUGCGGUGUCCCGUGACCGUGUGCGGAGACGUGCACGGCCAAUUUCACGACCUCAUGGAGCUGUUUCGCAUCGGGGGGCAUGCGCCCGAUACCAACUACCUGUUCAUGGGCGACUACGUGGACCGAGGGUACUACUCCGUGGAGACCGUGACGUUGCUUGUGGCGCUAAAGGUGCGGUACAAGGACCGCGUGUUCAUCCUCCGAGGGAACCACGAAAGUCGGCAGAUCACACAAGUGUACGGGUUCUACGACGAAUGUCUGCGCAAGUAUGGCACGCCGAAUGUAUGGCGUCAGUUCACCGAGGUGUUUGACUACUUGCCGCUCACGGCCGUGGUCGAGAACCAGAUCUUCUGUCUUCAUGGAGGGCUGUCCCCUUCCAUCGACACGUUGGACCACAUCCGCGCACUGGACCGCGUCCAAGAAGUGCCGCACGAAGGUCCGAUGUGCGAUCUCUUGUGGAGCGACCCCGACGACCGCUCCGGAUGGGGCAUCUCCCCUCGCGGUGCCGGGUACACGUUUGGCCAAGACAUUUCCGACCAGUUCAACCACGCGAACGGCCUCACGUUGGUCUCCCGCGCCCAUCAGCUUGUCAUGGAGGGGUACAACUGGUCGCAUAAGAUGAACGUUGUGACCAUCUUUUCCGCGCCCAACUACUGCUAUCGCUGCGGCAACGAAGCCGCCAUCAUGGAAAUCGAUGAGCAAAUGAAGUAUACAUUCUUGCAAUUCGAUCCGGCGCCGCGCCGCGGGGAGCCCCAUGUGAGUCGACGAACCCCCGACUAUUUCUUAUAGAUACACACACAAUACUACUAUCAUCCCCCAUCGUCAAAGUACCAACCUGUUUCAU
This is a messenger RNA of Aphanomyces astaci, 1040 nucleotides long. Its product is annotated as serine/threonine-protein phosphatase 2A catalytic subunit alpha isoform. The transcript has 4 exons. NCBI's taxonomy places the organism in Eukaryota, Oomycota, Saprolegniomycetes, Saprolegniales, Verrucalvaceae. The coding region runs from base 26 to 985 and encodes 319 amino acids. The record is from RefSeq and is a predicted model, not a curated record. Gene Ontology annotation, molecular function: protein serine/threonine phosphatase activity. Gene Ontology annotation, biological process: peptidyl-serine dephosphorylation; mitotic cell cycle. Gene Ontology annotation, cellular component: cytosol.